Messenger RNA from Haplochromis burtoni (Burton's mouthbrooder), 1299 nucleotides. RefSeq names its product kelch-like protein 10. The annotation marks the transcript as partial. Gene Ontology annotation, molecular function: protein binding. Lineage: Eukaryota; Metazoa; Chordata; Actinopteri; Cichliformes; Cichlidae. The record is from RefSeq and is a predicted model, not a curated record. The transcript is spliced from 5 exons.
GCUCUCUUCACCUCUUGGAGCGACCCAGACAAACAGGUCUUCAACAUACCUGGCUUGUCUCCUGAGAUGAUGGCACUCAUCAUUGACUUUGCAUACACUGGCAGUGUUUCUGUAACGGAGGAAAACGCAGUGGAACUUCUCAUGGCAGCUGAUCAACUCAAUGUAAUGGACAUUGUAAAAAUCUGCAGUGACUUCGUGGGGGAGCAACUCUGCGCAGAGAACUGUGUUGGCAUUUGGCAGUUCACAAAAGUACACUUAUCACCCGAACUACGUGCCAAGGCCUUCCACUACAUCAUCAGUAACUUUGAGCAGGUGGUUCUUCAGGAGGAGUUCCUGCAGCUAACUGUGGAGGAACUUGGUGAUAUUCUUGAAAGAGAUGACCUCAAUGUACAGUGUGAGAGCACUGCGUACGAAGCACUUAUAAAGUGGAUUAGCCAUGUGCCUGCAGAACGGGAACAACACCUCAUCGCUCUGUUGUCUAAGGUCCGACUGGGACUGGUGACUUUAGACUACCUAAGGGACAAUGUGCGGCUCAAUCAGUUGGUGCAGACCAGUUCUGACCGUCUGUCCAUGAUAACCCCCCAGGUCGCCCCAUUACCACAAAAUAUGACCAACAGACCCUAUGUGUUUCGCCUCUGUCCCCAUCUUGCUCGUCCCCGCCUGCCUCAUUCCGUCCUGCUGGCCAUUGGGGGAUGGAGUGACCGUGAUCCAACUAACGCCAUCGAGGCCUAUGAUUAUCGGGCUGAAUGCUGGGUCAAUGUAACAAACAACCUGGAGCAUCCUCGUGCCUAUCAUGGAGCCGCCUUCCUCAACGGGUACGUCUACUCCAUUGGUGGCUUCGACAGGGUGGAGCAUUUCAACAGCGUCUGUAGGUUUGACCUGACCACUCGCACCUGGAAUGAGGUGGCACCCAUGUACUGCCGCCGCUGCUAUGUGAGCGUGACUGUGUUGAACGGGUUCAUCUAUGCCAUGGGAGGCUACGACGGGCAUGUACGACUCAGCAGUGCAGAGCGCUAUCAACCUGAAACCAACCAGUGGAGUCUUAUUGCAUCCAUGCAUGAACAGAGGAGCGAUGCCAGCUGCACAACACUUCACAGCCGGAUUUACAUUUGUGGUGGAUUCAAUGGGAACGAGUGUCUGCAGACAGCUGAAUGUUACAACCCAGAGACUGACCAGUGGACGAUGAUCAGUCCCAUGAACAGCCGCCGCAGAGGGAUAGGUGUCAUUGCAUAUGCGGAUCAUGUCUUUGCAGUUGGUGGCUUCGAUGGAAACAGACGUCUGCGCACCGCUGAGGCUUAC